Molecule: messenger RNA, 3885 nt
Organism: Rhagoletis zephyria (snowberry fruit fly)
Lineage: Eukaryota; Metazoa; Arthropoda; Insecta; Diptera; Tephritidae
Product: cytokine receptor-like
Molecular function (GO): protein binding
Source: RefSeq, a predicted model, not a curated record
GAUUGCAGAGAACAUGCAAAUUAUAAAUUUGCAAGCAAAUGUGUAUUGUAUAAAGUAAAAUGUGUAGUGUGGAAAAGUGCAAAACAAAAACAAAAUGUGAGAGCGAGUUCGAUUAAUCGGGGGAAAAAAUAAGUUGCAGCAUCUUGGCAGCAACAACAAAUACAACAAGCAAAAAAAAAAACAAAAACAACUCAACAAAUCUCGUACGAAACAAAUCGUUAACGUCAAAAAAAAAAAAAACAACAACAACAAUAAAUUAGUAACAUGCGCAUAAAUGGGAAAACAUCAGCAAGUACGAUUCCAUUCACAUAAGCACAUAAAUGAAUAAUGAAGCUACUAUUCUAUACUGAAAAUAAAAAAAUGUUACAAAAAACGGAGCAAAGUUUAAAAACAACGCACAAAUCUUACAAUUGCAUUGGUUGGCGAGUGCUAAUGUUGGGUUUCUGCGUCAUACUCCUGUACUCGACCGUUGCGGCGGCGUCUGUGGAGGCGACAACAAUGGGCAUUGCCACGGCGACAACAGCGGCAUAUAUGACGGCGAUGUCUGAAACAACGACGUUGAAACCAAAAAACGAUGUCAUAAGACGUAGUAUAAGAGUGGGCAAAUAUGGUAAUGCCACUAUAUUGUGUAAGACUUCUAACCGCUCACAAACUUAUUUUUAUGAUGCGUCUAUGGAAAAGUUUGUGUUUCCGUUCGACAUCGAAAAUGAGCUUCUAAGUAAUUAUGCUGUGUUAGUUUUGAAUGGAGUUCAUCAACCGUCAACCUACCUGUGCUUUCAAAAUGGAACUCUUUUAAGUGAAACGAUUUUGACAAUUGAUAGUGUAAUACAGACGGUUGUUAUCGAAAUGGGAAAGGGCGAUGAUGCCGCGCUUACAUGUAAACAUGAUGAAGACCAACCAGUCUAUUUUCAAAAAGACCUCGGCAAGGAGAACAUCAGAACUGAUAUUGUGUCAAUUAAUAGGACAACGAGUAUCCUUUUGAUUAAAAACGCAUCUUUACAAAAAACGAAAUAUAGUUGUACAUAUUUGGACAAUAAGCACAUAGAUGAAUCGGAAUUGAACGUGGGCACUCCUCCGACACCAGUGAUCAAUUUUAUAUGCGAGAAUCAUAACUAUUUCAGUAUGUUUUGUGAAUUUUCGAUUCCACCGAAUCACUUACUCCCGGAUUAUAGUUUAACGUACCAAGUGGAUUUGUUAAAUUCCGAGAAAUGUGACCUCAAAUAUACUAUGAAGAAUGGAAUUUUAACUGCGAAUACUACUUUGGACCCCUAUCACCCCUCCGGUUAUGUCUACAAGUUCACUUUGAUUGCGAGUAAUAUUUUAGGAAAUCUUUCACAAGAAUUUGUUGUUUUAAAUAAUGAAAGUGCGAUACCUCCAAAACUUUUUAUCAACAUCGAAAACAUAAAAUCCCAUAGCGUCAAUUUGAAUUGGUGGGAUUUUCAGAGUCCAUACUACCAAUUAGAUUUAGUAUAUGAUAUUCACGUUCAACCAGUUGAUAGAGAUGGAUAUACAAACUCGAGUACUUGUCGCACAUUAGAAUGUGAAAUGAUACUUGAAAAUCUUCCAUAUGCAAAUUGGAAUUAUACAUUGACUGUGCGUGCGCGUGUGAAUGCCACAAAAAGCAAGUGGAACGAGCCAACCUAUCUUAACUUCAAAACCAUAUCGUGUAUACCCGAUCGUCCGCCAAAAACGAUUGCUGGUGGCUUUUAUAUUCAUUACAAUUCCACUGAAAAGGUAAUAAGCCUAUAUUGGGAGGAGUUGGCGCGACAUGAGCAGAAUGGACCAGGAUUUUAUUACAGAAUUGAUACGUGGAAUGGGACACAUGUAACAUCAAAAACAUCUACAGAAACAUCAGUAACUUUUUCUUGGUUAGACCAACCUAAACUUUAUGAAGUCCGCGCUGUAAAUGAUGUUGGUGCAUCUAUAGCUAUGAGUACAAUUAGUGUUAAUGUAUCGCAAACAUCAUACGUACCGAAACGAAUCGAACAGUUAUUGUAUAGUAACGAUACACUUGAAUUACUAUGGAUGCAUCCUGCUGACUACGAUAAAGACCCACCAAGUAAUUACACUGUAUUUUGGUGUCAACAAAAGGUUCGAUGCAUUUCGCAGUGGUCAGCAAUAAUACGACAAAGUUCCAUAUCAGUAAGAGAAAAAGAAUUCAUAAUGGCUGUUGCGGCUAAUUAUCAAAAUUCGAGUAGUGGUUUGCAUUGGAAAACUUGCUAUGAUGCAGUAUUCGGCAGUUUAGAGACCGUAACGCUCGAAGCUAAAGCUGUAUCAUCGACAGAAAUCGCCUUAAGGUGGCGUUUAGAGGAGACUUGUGUUAAUGCUUUUAAUGGUUACAAUGUAACGUAUUGCCCAGUAGAAAGUGAAGGACAGCAGUGUAACGAUUCUGAGAACAUAACUAUUAAUUUUGGUGAUCCAGGAAUUCAAGAAAUCACUUUAAAAGGAUUGCACACGUAUACCUUCUAUCGCAUCACAAUGAUCUUAUAUGCUAAAGACGAACGCAGGGGUCGGCCCAGUGAGUUUAUAUUUUGCCGUACAAUGGAUGCAGCUCCGUAUCCACCCACUGGUUUAAGAUUUGAAAAAGCUUCCUUAACAAGUAAUUCGGUAAAUAUUUCUUGGGUAGCGCCGAAAGUCACUAAUGGGAAAAUUACAAAAUAUACCGUUUGGUAUUUAAGGAAAAUUAGGGGAAACACUACAAACGACCCAACGCAGACGGAUAUUCCAAUAGGUGACCGAAAUGUUACUAAGUUCUCUUAUAAGUUGAAAGACCUUAGCAGUUAUUCGCCGUAUAAAGUGUGGGUAACGGCGUGGACAUCAAAGCAAUCAAACAGAAGUGAAUCGUUGAACAUUAAUACCUUAAUGGGAAGACCAUCGGAACCACUCGAUGUGGACCUUGACAGAGAUGACGGUUAUUAUACAGCCAAAUGGACAGACCCCGUAAUGCCAUCAGGGCUUGUAGAGCUAUACGAGCUGAAAUUCUUUGAUGGUGAUAAAGUGAAGCUAGCUUAUAUACAGCGGGGCUCAAAGAAGACACAUCGAUGUCGCUUUAAAUAUCCUGGUUGCACGGGUGCAUGGCACAAAAUGGAGGUGCGCGCUAUCAAUCUGGUGCCAGAAGAUCAAUUUGAUAAUACUACAUUUACCGUAGAGCCAAAGACAGUGCAACGAAAACGCCGCCAUAGUAUGCCUACGAUCAGUACCGGAGCAGUAUUUCAUCAAUCACUAACUAAUGGUGAGAAAAAGAGCAACAUUAUAACGCCGUUGCAACAGGAUUUUGAAUGUGAACUAAAAGAUGAAGACAUCAAACCGAAAGUUCUUACUAUACCUGGCGUAAUACCGCUUGAGUCGGCGGCGGCUGGAUUAUCUCGCAAUACAUACAAAUGUCCGAAGUUUCCCUAUGAGAUACUGGUGGCUUCAUUGAUUUUUGUGGGCAUGUUUAUUGCUACAGUAUUUUGGGUAGGCAAUGACAUUCGACGUCGCGCGAAAUGUGCUGUUCUACUUCCUGAUCCAAUUGUCACACUAAUGAGUAAAAUACCAGGCAAUCUUACUGACAACCAGCCGCCGAUGAACGAUUCAUUCAGCAAAUCUAAUGAUUUUGACUCUUCCAAAAAUCCAAUUCAAAGUACAAAUAAAUUUGAUUACGAUAGCGCGUUAACGCCUAGUAGUAGUGAGAGUGGCGUAGACGGUGUUGGCGCCUGUGAUAAUGUAAGUAGCAGCAGUAGUCGCGACAAUGUCGACGACACGUAUUUCGAUCGAUUUGGGCCAAUAGAUGCACUAGUUUCAUCAGCGAGCAAUACCUCACUGAAUGAGAGCACUCUUUCCUCGCGUCAACAUUCCCCAUUGCAACGGAAAAAUGCACACAGCGCACCUACGCAAACCAGUUAG